GGUACUUGCGGCUGACGAAGAGCCGGUUGCCUUGCUCCUUGUACUCCUGGGCGCUGCGGCUCUUCUCGGGGCUGCCGCCGCCGCCCAAGCCGCCCCCGACCAGGCCGCCGACCAGACCCACCGCGGGGCCGCCGCUUCCCGGCAACCCAACGCCGCCUCCGCCGCCCUCUUUCUCCUUCUCCUCCUUCCCCUUCAUGCCGCCCAGGCAGAAACAGCUGCAGCAACCGCCGCCGGCCCGCCCGGAGGAGCCCGGCGGGCACCGAUCGCCCCGGCCUCGCCGCACCGCCACAGCCCGGCCCGGGCCCCGAUCGCCCGCAGCAGCAGCAGCAGCGGCAGCGGCAGCAACCCGGCCGAGACUGAGGGAGGGACGCGCCGAGCAGGAGGAGGAGGGACCGAAGCGAACGGAAAGGGCCGGGCCCGGCGCCCGCAGGAGGCCGAGGCAGAAGCGGAGCGAGCGCCGCCUGGCCACCGAGCCGAGCUGCCGCUUCUGGGGACGUGGGUGGGCUGCUGCAGGCCGCGUCCGGGGACUCGACCUUGUCCGAGCCGGGGCGCCUUCCACGGAAGCAAAGGCCCCUUCAUCGACAGAGGGCUCUCCUCCCUCCAGGCAGCGAAACUUCACAGGUUACCAUUUCCUCCUCCUUUGUGAAGGGGGAAUUAAAAGCCCCCUGGAUUUCCUCGGGGAACAAACCCCUCGGGUUGGAGCCGGGGGUAGGCGGCGAUGCAGCACACACUGAUUUCAGGAAGCCUUGACGUCAUGGGGCUGGAAGGAGGACUCCAUGCCUGCGAUGAUCCUGCAUACUGGCGGACAGUUUUGAAUGCUUACCAAGAUGUGGUCGCGGCCAGAGGAAGCAAGCAGAAAAAAAUCAUUGCCUUGGACAAAUGGUAUCAGGAGGAGCUGCCGAUCGCUGUUGCCGGACGGAAGGAAAAACACUUGACCAAAGAGGAGCUGGUGAAGCUGAUGGAAUGGAAGCUUUCCAGGGGCAUGUUUCGUCCUCGGCUCCAGCAACUGGUGGCCACUAACUCCAGCGAAACCGUGGAGAGCUGUACCAGAAAAGCCUUCCAACUUCUCCCGGACGUAGCAAGUGCUGUAACUGAGCUGUGCCAACUGAAGGCUGUCGGGCCUGCUACAGCUUCAGCGAUUCUGGCCGCCGGCGCCCCGGAAGUAGCGGCCUUCAUGGCAGAUGAAGUGGUGGAGUCCCUCCCAGGCCUCGCCCCUAUUCAGUACACCCUCAAGCACUACAUGCGCUACCUGGACGAGAUCCAAAGCUGCGUCGAGAAGCUAAACAAAGCUGACGCAGAGCGGGCCUGGACGCCUCACCGGGUGGAGAUGGGCCUCUGGGCUUGGGCCGUCGGUGCCAAACUGCAGGUGCCCUCGUUGCAGGCUCUGACAGCGGAGAGAGCAAAGGCAGGGGACCAGGGAGAAGCCCCCAGGCCCAGAAAAAAACACAAAACAUCGUGAAAACUCCCAGGAUUGUAGAACUGACCUCCGUUCCUUCAUGCACAAAAGCUGAAGCUGAGUGACACGCACAGACAGAGGCCAAGCCGUUCUCCUGGAUCUUGGGGUUAAUUGCAUGGGGAGUUUGCACCAGCAGUUAUGCCAGAUCCCCGUGCUUCUGGAGGAUAUUGCACAGCUGUGCAGAAUUGGUCCUCCUCUCUUGAUGCUCAUUUUUGCACCGACUGCAGUCUUCAGCAGCACAAAGCAAAGCGUACACCAACCUUCCUCCUCCUCCCACACUCCCAAUAAUUCCAGCGUGGUAAGUCCACCCUCAAAACAGACCGGGUGUCUUGAUUUAAGCUUUCCGUUCGUGGCUGGAGCUCAAGAUCUGGCAGAGCUUUAUAUCUGAGGGUGAGGAGGAAUUUUGCCUCCAGUUGGACUAUCUGGAGAUUUGCGAUUGUGGGGUGGGCGAGGGGUGGAUGCUAUUUGUCCUUCCAUAUAAUGCACAGCUUGACAGACUGACUUGCGGCGGCAAGAAUAAUUUGCUCCUUGGGUGCCACUAGGGGGAGCACCUCCACUGGAGAUGCCCUCCCUUCUAAACCUUUUCCUCCUCGCUCUCUCUGUUUUUCUGUCUGUCUACCCCCCCCCCCCGCAUUCUGUAAGAGUGUGCAUUCCAUAGGCUACUUUGGAUAGAUUAACCUAUGAGAGCUUUUCAGUCCGGAUCUUCUGACCUGCCGGGUGUUUGUGUGGGGAAUUCAACUGACUGGUCUUUUGGUGUCUCCAGUCCUGCAAACAGGCGCUGCUAGUGAAAUAGAGUUGGCCAAAGCACCAUUUGUUUUCCAAAUCAGAUUUUGCUUUAUAAAAUAACAUCAUAUUAAUAAAAUACAAUUCAGAAGAUA
This is a messenger RNA of Rhineura floridana, 2334 nucleotides long. RefSeq lists its product as uncharacterized. NCBI's taxonomy places the organism in Eukaryota, Metazoa, Chordata, Lepidosauria, Squamata, Rhineuridae. The coding region runs from base 719 to 1459 and encodes 246 amino acids. The transcript is spliced from 6 exons. The record is from RefSeq and is a predicted model, not a curated record.